AUGAGGGCACGCUGGGAGACCAAGGCCGUGUUCGUGGGGUACAAAGACGCGACUUUCCAAGACGAUAUCCCCACAGAGCCCUGGCAAGGUCUCCUGGGCCCCGUGUUGAGGGCGGAGGUGGGUGACACCAUUGAAGUGGUCUUCCUCAACAGGGCCAGCAAGCCCUACAGCAUGCACGCUCACGGCGUCGCAUACCGCAAGAGCUCCGAGGGCGCCGCCUACGCGGACGGCACCUCCACCGAGCAGGACAAGGCGGACGACGCCGUGGCCCCCGGCCAGCGACACACGUACGUGUGGCGGGUGGCCGAGGGGCCCACAGAUGUCGACCCCGAGUGCCUCACCUACGCCUACCACUCACACGUGGACACCGUCAAGGACUCGGGCUCGGGGCUCUACGGAGCGAUCGUCGUCUGUAGGAAUGGCUCGCUGGAUGCGCACGGCCGUCAGAAGCUUGCGGAGCGAUCCAUCGUGCUGGCGUUCGCCUCCGACUCGCAGGCUCACAGCUGGUACAGCGCCCGCAGCGAGCUCACCUACACCAUCAACGGCUUCGAGCGGGGACACAUACCAGGGCUGACUCUGUGCGCGAGGGAGAACACGACCCUCCACCUGCUGUGCCCCCCAUCCGCCUCGGGGGUCUUCUCGGUGCACGUGGAGGGGGUGGUGGGGGUCGAGGCGGGGCUGGCUCGCUCCGUGGUCACCCUCGACCCCGGAGAGUCGACCACGCUGGAGGUGGCGCCAGAGUUCACCGGGAAGGGGCGAGUGUUCAGCACGCUCACCGCUCACCUGCUCGCCGGUCUGCAGGCUCCGUUCCAGGUGGUGCGCUGUGAGGGUUACUCGCCCGGCUCGCAGCCUCGUCGCAGCAUCCUCAGCAAAGCGCCGCACACCUGGAAGUUUUUCAUCGCCGCAGUCGAGGUCCUGUGGGACUACGGCACCAGCCUGCAGGACUCGGCACCAGCGGAGCUGCAAGCGACGUACCUGCAGAACGGGCCGCAGCGCAUCGGCCGCUGGUACAAGAAGUCCAUCUUCGUGCGCUACGAGGACGACUCAUUCUCGGAGGAGGCGCAAAUGGAGAAGGACGACUACCUGGGCAUCCUGGGGCCAAUCAUCCGCGCCAACGUCAACGAGUUCGUCGAGAUCGUCUUCCUCAACUUGGCGUCACGGCCGCACUGCAUCUACCCCUUCGGCAUCCCCUUUCACAGCGAGUGGGGACCUACAGACUGUUCCAACUCCACGAGCUAG
Lethenteron reissneri (Far Eastern brook lamprey) is the source of this 1239-nucleotide messenger RNA. Its product is annotated as venom prothrombin activator pseutarin-C non-catalytic subunit-like. Lineage: Eukaryota; Metazoa; Chordata; Hyperoartia; Petromyzontiformes; Petromyzontidae. Gene Ontology annotation, molecular function: copper ion binding; oxidoreductase activity. The record is from RefSeq and is a predicted model, not a curated record.